AUGCGCCGCCCCAGCGCGGUGCUCAGCGAACAGCACCACCAGCAAUACCGCCCCCACGGCGACGGAGGCUCCGUCUCCCCCAUCUCCACGGAGUCAGGCCAUGCUGGUGGUCUAGCAGGCGCAGGCGGCGGUCCCCUACCCAGCGAACCGAGCCUCACGAGCACGAUGCUGGGCCGCGCGCGCGACAACAAGGCCGCCCACAACGGCAAUGCCAACACCGCUACCGCUACCAACACGAACGCCAACACCAACACCAACACGGCCACGGCCGCGACGAGCACCAACAGCAACAGCAACAGCGGCAGUAGCAAACGCCAAUCGCUCUACCACCCCCCCGCCGCCGCUCGGGGCGCCGCCCCUCCCGAGAUCUACUGGUCCGAGGGCGCCACCCCGUCGGCAUCCAACCUCGAGGACCCGGACGACGGCGCCAGCGCGAAUCAUGCCGGCACCACGGGGCCUGGCGUUGCGCGCAGCGUCAGCCGCUCGCGGGUCGGGAGCUACACGUUCUAUCGGGAGCCGACGCCUGAGCCGCAGGAGAAGACGUGUGGCGGUGGCGGCGGCGGUGGGCGUACCCGUCCCGUGUCGGGGUUUGGGUUGGGCAUCAUGAGGAAUAAGAAUAUGCCUUUCGGCCGCAGUCGGAAGACGGGGGACGAGUAUGGUGAGCAUCACGACAAGGAGACGGGGAAUCCGUAUGGUGGUCGUUACGGGUAUGGAGGGACACCCUCAUCCGGAGGACAAGACGGGGUGGUCAAGGACGGUGGGAGCGGUUACGGGGACCCGGGAAGCAGCCGCACGGAGAGUGCAUCUUCUUGGACGAGCAUAACAACCGCCUCAAACACCGCACCCACCUCCUCCCCCACGGCCCCGGCAUCGACAAGCCCAGCAACCUUGACAUCCGCCUCGUCCGACCCGCCCUUCCCGACAACGACGAGCAGCGGCUCCCUCACCUGCCCGGAAUCGAACUACACGCUGUACUCGGUCCCCGGGUCGACGAUCCUCUUCCUGCGCCUCUGCGGUGUGGACUACAGCGACGCGGCAGCCGAGAACAUCCGCGACGUGCCGACGGAGAGCAUGGCGGAGUGCAUGCGCAACUGCGCCGGCACGUUCGGCUGCACCGGGUGCGGAUGGGGCCCGUUGGAUGUCGGGGCCGGGCCGCCGGAUUUCAGGACCCGUCGGAUGAUGAACAAAAUUCGGUAUGCAAGGGUAAAGGAACGGUUUUUGGAUAUAUAUGAUAAUAUCACCACUGAAGAAGGUCCCAACUCGUUCGUUAUCUUCAGGUUACAGAUCAUCCUCAUCGACAAGAAGAAUGGUCUCCUUGGCAAGAAGAGUAAUCUUCCGGACAGAAAGACCAAUCUUCUUGUCGAGGAGAACAUCUGGAAUCUGAAGAUGACAAAUCAAUUCAUAUCCAGCAUUAUGCCCUCCACCCAGAUUCCGGUUUUUGGUUCAUUUUGCAAGGCUGUCGGCGUGUAG
Molecule: messenger RNA, 1470 nt
Organism: Sodiomyces alkalinus F11
Lineage: Eukaryota; Fungi; Ascomycota; Sordariomycetes; Glomerellales; Plectosphaerellaceae
Exons: 6
Coding region: 1-1470 (489 amino acids)
Source: RefSeq, a predicted model, not a curated record